Messenger RNA from Pseudophryne corroboree (corroboree frog), 3200 nucleotides. It is a transcript of the gene SACK1E, whose product is annotated as family with sequence similarity 83 member E. The record is from RefSeq and is a predicted model, not a curated record. Gene Ontology annotation, biological process: signal transduction. Gene Ontology annotation, molecular function: protein kinase binding. The transcript is spliced from 6 exons. Bases 601 to 2343 code for a protein of 580 amino acids. NCBI's taxonomy places the organism in Eukaryota, Metazoa, Chordata, Amphibia, Anura, Myobatrachidae.
AUAAGUCAACUGAUCUGUUUGAGGUGACAAUGCUUCCUGGUUGCUAAAGAUACGCUGCAUGAACUGCUGGUGUGUCUUAUGUGUCUGGCAUUAUGACAGGAAGAACAAAGGCAGGGAUAGAACAGGUGGAGAGUGACAAGCCAGAGAAAGCCAGUUACUGUGAACUCCGCUGCCACCUUUCUCACAGACUCAGAUGAAGCUUCACAGCUCAGGAGCAGGUGAAUACAGCUUAUGUUCCCAUAUUCCGGAGCCGGAUGCAUGCCUGAAAAAUAGAUCUCUACAUGUGUAUUUAUUAUUGUUAGGAAAGUUAGAGAACAAGCCAAAGCUCACAAUACACAAUAGUGGAUGUGAUGGCAAUGGGGCGACAUGAAGGAAAGACAAGCCUCAUUUACUUGCAAGGAUUGAAUAUAAAAGCUUUUGUGAACUGCUGACUGAAUAAUGAAGAGGAACAGUUUUCAGAUGUUUCCUUGCAUUCAACACACAGAAUAUAUUACCUGCAAUUACAGGACGCACCGACUUAAGGGACAUAUAAACUACAUAUAUUUUUCAUAGAUUGUUACUUGAUUAAAAAGGAUUGGACAAGACAAACUUGUGUUGAAGAUGGCUAACUCUCAGGAGAAAUGCUUAGAAGAUGACCUGGAAUUUGUGGACAUCACUGAGGCAAGCCCUCGGUUUUAUUACUCUGAGAAACAGAGAACUGCUUUGGAAACAUUGAUAUCUUCUGGGGAACCUGCUUUUCAAAACUACCUUAAAAAUGAAGGCGUUCGACAGUUCCUCUCUAGAGAAGAAGUUACUUCAAUAGCAAGUUCUGCAGUCGAUUUUCAAGUGGGGAAAAUGGAAUUGGAGGAUGAUUCAGAGCUAGAUGAAGAUUUCAGUAUUAGCUAUUGGCCUGGGAAGACAGAUGUACCAACACCCAUGCUGGAUCUGGGAUGGCCAGAAGGGGACACAUGGAAAGGGAUUACACGGGCAGAAGUGUACACACAUCCUCCUUCUAAUAAUGCUCCUCACAUAAAGGUGGUUGUUCGAAGGUCGAUACAGGAUGCUACAAAGGUGAUUGCUGUUGUCAUGGACUUAUUCACAGACCCGGAUAUUUUCUUGGACCUGUAUGAAGCAGCGACAAGACGUAUGGUCCCAGUGUAUAUAAUUCUAAGUUUUCAUCAUCUUUCGUCUUUUCUUCACAUGGUGGAAACAACAGGAGUCAAUGUUAGAUUCACAGAGAAUAUGCGUAUAAGGGUGAUGUCAGGAUGCACUUUUGGUACGCGACAACUAAAGCAAGUAACAGGAACGCUGAAAGAGAAAUUUGUGCUGGUUGAUGGUAACUCUGUAAUAACAGGAUCUUAUAGUUUCACUUGGAGUGACUCACGACUAGACAGAAACUUGGUCACACUUCUUACUGGAGAAAUAACUGAUUCCUUUGACAAUGAGUUUCGAACAUUGUUUGCAGCUUCCAGACCACUACAAAGAUACGAUUUUGCCAAAGAGCCAAACAAAGGAAUUUAUAAUAAAGUGCCAAUAACCUCAACUAACACCAUAGUGAUGAAAGAGUCCAAUAUUGUUAAUUCCAAUGUCCAGCUUUUGCCCGUUGCUGUGGAACCUUACACAAAUGGAUUUUCCUCACCUGAAAAGUUUGACACAAGUGGGGCACUGCAGCCAAAAGAUGUACUUUCAUUCCCCUACAUCAACACACUAGGAGGGAUCAAGAUGUCUAAAAGUAUUAAUAACAUAGCAGAGCGCCGGACGGUAGUACCAGCCAUAGUAAAUAGCAGUGGUAUGAAUGCUGGUUUUGGCAGAAAUUCUCUAGCACCUCAGGACUCUUCCCAUAUGAUCAAAGACACAGUAAAUGUGCCUGAUUACUCAAUCCGCCACCGCCUCGCUGCCUGCCGCAAUUUUGAAGGACCCACUUUGAACCUUCGAGUUCCUCAGGAGUCUCACAGCGCACUCAGCGACAUUCUAAAGAAUGUGCAGCGCAAUAGACUGUCCGUUGCCAAAACAACCGGUGGGAGGCCAAGCAAGUCUCUCUGGGAUCUCAGUCAGCUGUCUCAAUUGUCAGGCUGCAGUGGGGAACCAGGGGUAAGACAGAACCCAUUGGAACUUGGAGAGGACCCAAAGAAUAAAUCAAGAUGGUUGACAAAGGACACCCCAGCAAUGCUAUUGAUGAGACAGAGAGCUUUUCCGGGUGAAGAGUCAAGACCCCGAGAGUCUUCCAAUUUUACUUCAUUUAAGUCUCCAGCGACCAUGGCACCUAUGAGAUUGCAAGGACAGUUAGUUCAUGGAGUGUCAACCACUGCUCUGCCCAGACCAUGGACUAAUACCUCAAGACAUGGAAGACUACAAUACUACUGACCAUAUAUGCUACUAGAUGUAGACAUUUUGUAUUAUUCUGGUUUCUCUAAGUACAUGAGAUCCAACAAAGUCCAUAUCUCCUAAGUUGCUAGGAAAAAACAUCAUCUCAGAUGGCCCAAUUCUAGGGGAGGUAUAGAUGAGUACCUCUUCUCCUGUUAUUUGCACUCUUUCCUGCAAUCACUCCUUUCACAUUGAGGUAAAUUACAGUGUAAAUGGAGAAGAGUGAGAGGAAGUGUUGUCCCUCUCUCUCCUGCCCCUACUCUGCUCACCAACGUCAGUUACUAUGAUCUUGCUAUAGUGGAGGUCACUUACAAAAAGAAAACAGUUGCUUCAUUGUGAAUGCCUCUUUGUGCACAAGAUUUCUACCAGGACACAUACGUUUGCAGAGCAAGAUGCCCACAUUUGCAGAACAGCAGCAAAUUGCAGAGGUGAAGGAGUGGAGCUGAGUGGAAUUUCAUACAGUGAAGGCAGCAUUGCUGGCAAUAUAGGGGGUAAUUCUGAGUUGAUCGCAGCAGUAAGUUUGUUAGCAAUUGGGCAAAAUCAUGUGCAGUGCAAGGGGGGCAGAUAUAACAUGUGCAGAGAGGGUUAGAUUUGGGUGGGUUAUUUAGUUUCUGUGCAGGGUAAAUACUGGCUUAUACACGUUACACCACACAGUGAAGCUCCUUAUACACGCUACACUAUAUUUGAACCCCUUAUAUACAUUACACUAAGUUCGAUUAAAUCACAAGAGAAAGCAAUACAUAUGCACACUGUGGUUUGAGCCGCUGCGGCCACUAAUCAUAUACAUUUCUCUUACGUCCUAGAGGAUGCUGGGGACUCCGUAAGGACCAUGGGGAAUAGACGGGCUCCGCAGGAGA